GCUGCAAGAUUUUCUCCAAAAUCCUCUCCCAAAGAUUGAGCUCCAUUCUUCCCAGAUUGAUCUCACCUGAACAAGGGGGUUUGUAAAAGGAAGGGUGAUCCAUGACCAAGUCCUCCUCACACAAGAACUUUUCCAUGGCCUUGACUACAAAACUAGGGUGGUAAUCUUGCCAUCAAGCUGGACAUGUCUAAGGCAUUUGAUAGAAUUUCUUGGAAUUUCCUUAUCACUGUCCUAGAAAAAUUUGGUUUCAACAAUUCCUUCCAGGCCCUCAUUCAAAACCUAUUCCACAGCUCUCACUUCACCAUCCUGAUCAAUGGCCAUCACACUAAAGCAUUCAAACCUAAAAGAGGAUUGAAACAAGGAGACCCUCUAUCCUCUCUACUCUUCAUCCUUGCAUCUGAAGCCUUCAGCAGAACCAUCAAGAAGGAAACUAAUUCUGGAGCCCUCUCCCCAUACUAUCUUGGCAGGAACUACACCCCUAUAACCCACCUUGCCUUUACUGAUGACCUUAUACUCUUCACUAAGGGAGAUUCCCCUACUGUCACUAGCAUCAAAUUAUUACUUUCAGACUAUGAGGACUGCUCUGGAUGGUAUCAUAAGCUGCUCAGUCAGAGUGGAAGGUUAACCCUCAUCAAGCAUGUCCUUAACACCAUGCCACUGCAUAUGUUGGGCUGCAGUAAACUUACUAAGAGCAUCAUCAAAUGUCUCCAUUCCAAAAUGAAUAAUUUUCUUUGGGGCCAUGACAAAGACAACAAGAAGUACCACUGGUCCUCUUGGGAGAAGCUAUGCUUUCCUAAGGAUGAGGGUGGGUUGGGAUCCACUGAUCUCAACACUCUGCACCUAUGGAAUACCAGCCAUGGAAUCCUAACCUACUUGACAAAUUGGUGGAAACAAGGUGCACUGAAAAAGCACAACAAAGCACUCCUCAAUAUCAUUCCAGGAAUCAUAACCCGUGAGAUAUGGAAAGAAAGAAACAGGAGGAUCUACGAGGAAGAAGAACACACCUUGACACACACAAUUACAAUCAUCACAAAACAGAUCUACGAAUGGAUUUUCAUCCACCAUAAAGGAAAAACAACGCUGGAUAUCAGAAUUUAUGACAGUUUACCUUCAAUUAGAAUGGGCGCAAUCACUGUACAUCGAUGGGUAUUCCCAGCCACUGGAGUAACACUUACAACAGACGCGGCAAUCAGGGAGGGAAGAUCAGCUGGAGCCAGCAUCCUGCGCACAAGGCACCGCCAAUUUCUUAUUGCUUGGACCUAUCCUCUACAACCAAACCUCCCACCAGCUGAGACAGAAAUGGAGGCAGCAUACGAAGGAGUGGCGCGAGUUAUGGAAUACCAAGGAGCAUUCGAGAAGCUACUCACCCAUGUCAUUGACGUUCUCAAACCCUACGUUCAAUCGUUGUUUCACGCGGGCCUAAAGAAACACCUUCAACAUGAGAUUAGCUUACUUAAACCCGAGAUGUUGUCGGAGUCCUUUGCUUUGGCCCGGGAGUUAGAGGCAAAACAUCAAGCCAUCGUGCACUUAGUAGGGUUGAGGAGCUCGUCAUGUUGCAACAACGUCAACCGCAACAGCCCUAGCCGGGCCGUGACAGAAACAUCAGUGGGGUCAGUAACCAAGCAAACCCCGGCGGGAAGUGGGGUUAAAACCUCUCUAGAGGGGCGAGAGUCCUCCACCACGCACCUCAUCAGACGUCUCACCCGGGCAGAACGUUUGGAGAAGGAUGCAAAGGGAUUAUGCUACAACUACGACCAAAAGUGGCACAAGGGGCAUAAAUGCGGGAGGUUUAUCCUGAUCACGGGGGAAGAGGAAGGGGAAGAGGAGGACAGCGAGAAAGAGAAAGAAAUUGAGGUGGCAGCCGAUAUUUCCAGUUUGAAUAACAUGGCAGGGGUCACCACCCCACGUUUGUUACGUUUGACAGGAAAGAUCGAACAACAUGGGCUGGACGUAUUAAUUGACGAGGGAAGCACACAUAACUUCGUGCACCCCCGUAUGGUGGAGAAACAUGGAUUGAGCCUUGAGGCAGUAGCGGCGUUCCGGGUGUACGUGGGGAACAGAGACUCCUUAUGUUGCACCCAACAAUGCCGGAAUUUGGCGCUAGAGCUAAAAGGAACGACAUUUACGGUGGACCUCUACGUCCUUCAGAUUCACGGGCAUGAAGUGGUCCUUGGCGUCCAAUGGUUGAGGGGGCUGGGGCGAGUUCUGCACGACUACGAACGGCUGACGAUGGAGUUUGCAUGGGGCAAACAAAUGGCACAAGAACCAAAACGAUUGCAAUUGGCGUGGAGAGAUUCGACCGCUGUAUUUGAUUAUGGUGUGAUUACAAUGCGGCACAUGGAGACGUACACAGGGCAUACAUUGAAGCAGUGGGAAUGUGGCUUGAAAAAGGGGGAUGAGAAGGUGGUGAAUGCACUUCGCACAACGUAUUGUGCUGCGAUAGUCGAAUCAGAUGCCAACGACGUUAAGGACAAGAUAAGGCAGCUGGUGAAGCACUCGAGUGGUUGAAGUCUACAUGACUUAAUUACAAAUUCAUGUUUUUGAUGCCUAACUUUUUCUUGGGGAUUAUGAUGUAUUCUGUUUUUGUUUUUUCUAGAAUUUCCAGUUUCGUAUGCUUUUGAGUUUUGGUUUCAUGGAGCAACUCCUGAGUGAGUCGAUGCUGGCUUGUUCGUUU
Cuscuta campestris is the source of this 2674-nucleotide messenger RNA. NCBI's taxonomy places the organism in Eukaryota, Viridiplantae, Streptophyta, Magnoliopsida, Solanales, Convolvulaceae. The record is from the annotation of a GenBank genome assembly.